AGUGACGUAACACAGACAGGAGGGUCAGUUUUCGCGCCAAUUUUCUUUCUUGGCAUGGAGGGUUUUGUCUUCGCUUUCUCAAGCAGUCAGCUAACAUUCCUGGCCCACGAUUCUUGAUUUUGAAAUUUAGCAACAUACUAGUGAUAAGAUUCUCCCCAUAAGUUUGAAAACAAUUCAAGCAGACUAAUUUUUAAUUGUUUUUAUAAGUAAUACAAAAAAAUAUUUCAAUGGCUCUUAGGUGUUCUUUGUCCGAUUGGGAAACCAAUAAAAACGAUUUUGAACAUGUUAUACAUGAUCCCCACAAUUGGAACAAAAUACCCUUAAUCAAUACCAUCCCUAACUAUGAAUUACAUGAUCAUCAACUUGUCCGUUUCCGUGGAAUGGUUCAAUACAUGUAUAAUCCAGAAUACUUUAUGGCUCAGUACGAAGUUGAGGACAAUUCAUCUAAAGUUAAAGUGACAAGGUCUGGUCGGUACAGAGAUGUGAUUCAGUGCGCUCCUAAUGAAAAAGUUGUAGAGAAUAGAGACCAGUCUAUCGAAGAGCGUCAAGUUUUCUACUGUAUUACUACUCCUGCACUUAAUGAUUGGGUGUAUCAGCAGGAAAAGAAACUUGGUCUUCAGCAGCAGGAAACAGAGAGUGUUUCUUCUAAAGUUUGUGAUGCUACCACCAAGCGUCAAAUAGAAGAUGAGCCAAUGGACACAGACCAUUUAAAUCAAGAAGCAUCUUCUCUACCACAAAUUUCAACCUCAAGUGCUACUGUCCAGGAACCCAAGAGAUUUUUUGCUGGAAAUUCUAUGAACAAUUCAGGCAGUUCUGCUUGUCAUGGGCUUAGCCUCAACUUCCCAAUUGAUGGAUCUCAUGGAAUAGCGUGUUUAGUAAAAAUUAAUGACUCAGAUAGUCUUCCAUCUCUCAAAAUAAAUGAUCUAAUUGAUGUAGUGGGAUUUCUUUCAUUGGAUCCGUCACUAGCUCAUGUGCCGUCAAGCAUGGGCACAGAAGCAGAAAACCUGGCUGAAAAUCCUCCUCCAUCAAUUGUUCCGAGACUUCAUGCUGUAACUUUGCAGAAAGUAACACACGUUAAUUUACUUCCUAACAAUCUUGAUGACAUUUACAAAACAGCUUUAAAAACAAAGAAAGAGCUUCAUUUUGUACUAACUCAAAUGUUGUUGGGUGAUUCCUUAGCUGCUGAUUACCUGAUCUGUCAUCUAAUUUCUCUUGUGUAUAUGCGAAAAGAUGGUCUUGCUUUAGGCCAUUUUUCCUUGAAUUUAUCUAAUUUACCUCAACGUCCUGAUUACACACGACUACUGUAUUCAGUCUUGGAAAGACUUCUCCCAAAGAGCCACUACUUGCCAAUGACGCUGGAAAAUAUGAAUACCUUAUCAUUCUCACCCAAGAUGGACUAUGAAGCAAAUCGCCUCUCUUCAGGUCUUCUUCAACUGAGCGAUAACACACAUCUAAUUGUUGAUGAAACUAGACUAGAGGCCGGCAAGCUUGAUGCUUCAGGUGUUGUCAAUGUUCAGGCUUUGAGAACAUUAAUUACUCAUCAAAUUGUUAACUACGAUUUUCAAUAUUACUCUAAACCAUACGACGCAGAUGUGCCAGUUCUCAUUCUUUCAGAGGGUAAAUCUCUGUUGCCAUGUAACAUGCUGGUGUCUUUGAAUGCUGAUCCGUCAUGUUUAAAUACUCUACCAGAAAUUUUCCAAGCUGCUAAUCACUUUCUACGUGAGCCUCUUCUUACAGAGAUUCGAUUGUACUUAAGUGUUAUGCGUCAUUCUGAUUAUGAAUUCCCAGAGGAUCUUCAAAAGCAAGCUCAAGAGGAUUUUGUUCAAAUGAGACAGACAGGAGGACAGAAUGUCUCAGCAGAAGACCUUCAUUUGCUAUUAGUGCUUGCAAGGUUGGUGUCUUUAAGCAAUGGAGAAAAAACUGUUUCAUUGGAUGCAUGGGAAAAGGCAAAAAGGAUGGAAGCGGAAAGGAAAUCACGAAUUGAUAUCCAACGGGGUCGGGCGGUGCAACCUGCUAAUGAACCAUAAAAAUCACUACUACGAAGGACUAAUUGAAGAAAUAAAUUUUACUUGUAAUUUAUUGAAAA
Frankliniella occidentalis (western flower thrips) is the source of this 2086-nucleotide messenger RNA. Its product is annotated as mini-chromosome maintenance complex-binding protein. The coding region runs from base 228 to 2027 and encodes 599 amino acids. Gene Ontology annotation, biological process: DNA-templated DNA replication. The record is from RefSeq and is a predicted model, not a curated record. NCBI's taxonomy places the organism in Eukaryota, Metazoa, Arthropoda, Insecta, Thysanoptera, Thripidae. The transcript has 14 exons. Gene Ontology annotation, molecular function: chromatin binding.